Messenger RNA from Lentinula edodes (shiitake mushroom), 773 nucleotides. RefSeq lists its product as uncharacterized. The transcript has a single exon. The record is from RefSeq and is a predicted model, not a curated record. Lineage: Eukaryota; Fungi; Basidiomycota; Agaricomycetes; Agaricales; Omphalotaceae. The coding region runs from base 406 to 621 and encodes 71 amino acids.
UCUUCCAAUCGCAGCGCUAUCCCUGUCAUUGCGAGCGACUCUCAGUGUGACUACGUCACAUAUUUUUGACAGUACAGCGACUACUACUUUCUCCUCUUUUCUACUCUCUCUCGAAAACUACUCAAAACAAAACUCUGGUCGUCGUUCAGGAUCCCUCUCAGCUUGAUCACCUGGGCUUUUCCGACAUCGACCUACUCCCCUCUUCAAAGAAAUUUUCUCAAGAAAUUUUCCAUCAAAAAAUGUCUUCGGAUGUACCUUCCCGAAACACCCGGUCCAGACGUCUAGGUAUGGGCGGUGCUGGUACCGACGGUGCCAAAGGUAAGUCUUCCGACAUUCAAUUCACUCAAAAUUCCACAGCCACCGAUUCUGCUAAGGAUUCGGCGGCGCAGGAUAAGCCUUCCAGUUAUGAUGAGGUGUGUAGUAGUCAUCCCCUCAGGGAUGCUGCUAUCCCUCACACAGUUUCCACUGCCAACGCUUCCAAAGCUGCGGUUGGGACUGUGGGAUCAAUUUCGGUUGCCCACAAGGGACAAACAACUGGGGUUGGUCCGGGGUUGGUUUCCCAGGGUGGAAACAACCCCACCGGUUCUGCUAAUGCAGAUGAGGUCAGUAGCGAAGAUGUAAAUCGCAGUAAUGUAGAUGAAAUUAAUGAAAAUUCCUCGGGACUUUCAUCUGCACCUGACUCUGAAGAUGACGGACAAGGUCCGUGGACUACAGUACAAUCUCGUAGGUCCAAGAGUCUUGACAAUUUGAAGACCCGGAAGGAUUUUGAUUUC